Molecule: messenger RNA, 1073 nt
Organism: Oryzias melastigma (Indian medaka)
Lineage: Eukaryota; Metazoa; Chordata; Actinopteri; Beloniformes; Adrianichthyidae
Product: histone H2B
Exons: 1
Coding region: 191-565 (124 amino acids)
Cellular component (GO): nucleosome
Molecular function (GO): structural constituent of chromatin; DNA binding; protein heterodimerization activity
Source: RefSeq, a predicted model, not a curated record
GAAAAGGAUAAAAAAAAGCUGAGAGUCCCACUCCUCUUCAAUUUCUUUACCGCUUGCUUUGCAGCACUGACGUCAUUACAUUUGAACCAAUCACUGAAGGGAGGCCGCACAGCCGUAUUUACACAGCACAUGUAUAAGAGCAGAGGUUCCGCUGUUGCCGUCAUUCAGUUGUCGCAACUCUCUGAUCACAAUGCCUGAGCCUGCAAAGUCCGCGCCCAAGAAGGGCUCCAAGAAAGCCGUCACCAAGACGGCCGGCAAAGGAGGAAAGAAGAGGAGAAAGUCCAGGAAAGAGAGCUACGCCAUCUACGUCUACAAGGUGCUGAAACAGGUCCACCCCGACACCGGCAUCUCCUCCAAGGCCAUGAGCAUCAUGAACUCGUUCGUCAACGACAUCUUCGAGCGCAUCGCCUCUGAAGCGUCUCGUCUGGCUCACUACAACAAGCGCUCCACCAUCACCUCCAGGGAGAUCCAGACCGCCGUGCGCCUUCUGCUCCCCGGGGAGCUGGCCAAGCACGCCGUGUCUGAGGGCACCAAGGCCGUCACCAAGUACACCAGCUCCAAGUAAACUUCUUACCGCGGAGAAACAAAGGCCCUUUUCAGGGCCACCCACUCCUCCAUUUCCGAGCUGUGAUUCCUUCUUUACUCUAUGUCCUGCAUGAACACAAUUUGACCAAAUUGUUGAGUGCAGCAGUAACUUUUUACAGUAAGUUUAACUGGAUCAUUUUAGCGUACUCAAAAUCUGAAGUUUCUUUAAACUUCUAUCCCAAAAGUUGCUCAGCAUCUUGCCUUCUAAGCAUUACAUUUUCGUUCAAAACUUUUUCAUUUUUUUUUUAAUUAGUUACAUAUUGGAUAUUUGCCCUGAGAACACUACAGCACUCUAUAGGAAAGAAUAGUUGGCCUAGCAGGUUGUACUAGGCAGGAGUGUUGGUACAGCUUUGCACCCAAAUUGGGGACAAUCAACAAUUUUUAGAGUGUAUGUUUGUAUUUUUCUCCAUUAGCUUUAAUUUAUUUUUUUUUACACCGAAUUUUUACCAAAUUUGGUAUAGUUUUAUAGUAAAACUCACUAAGAACUA